This is a messenger RNA of Lathyrus oleraceus (garden pea), 480 nucleotides long. RefSeq lists its product as uncharacterized. Gene Ontology annotation, molecular function: nucleic acid binding; RNA-DNA hybrid ribonuclease activity. The record is from RefSeq and is a predicted model, not a curated record. The transcript has a single exon. Lineage: Eukaryota; Viridiplantae; Streptophyta; Magnoliopsida; Fabales; Fabaceae. The coding region runs from base 1 to 480 and encodes 159 amino acids.
AUGGCGGAGUACGAGGCUUGUAUCUUCGUUAUUGAAGUCGUGAUUGAUCUUAGGAUCAAAAUCCUUAAAGUCUAUACAGAUUCAACCUUGGUGAUCAGUCAAGUAAAAGGAGAUUGGGAUACUAGAGAUCAUAAGCUUAUCCCUUACAAGGAGAAUGUCUUGAAACUAGUCCACUACUUUGAUGAGAUCACAUUCCAUCACAUCCCUCGAGAGGAGAAUCAGCUAACCGACGCCUUGGAAACUUUGGAAUCCAUGUUUAAGGUCAAGUGGAAGAAUGAAGCACCAUCCUUUCACCUCAACUACUUGGACAAGCAUGCUUACUGUUUGGUGGCCUUAGACGAAACCGAUGGUUAUCCUUGGUACUAUGACAUCAUGAGAUUCUUAGAGUGCCAAGAAUACCUUAAGGACGCAUCCAUUACCGACAAGAAGUACCUUCAGAAACUGUCUUCCAAGUUCUUCUUAAGUGGAGGGGUACUAUAG